AUGCCGGAUCCUACUCCACCGCCCAACUUGUUCCGCAGAAAGAAGGAAAAUAGGCGUGGUAUUACAUAUACCAUGCUCCUAUGCGGUCCGUCCGGUACUGGUAAGACAACGUUUGCAAAUAAUCUGUUAGAAUCAAAGGUUUUUCCCCACAAGUACAAUCAAAUGGAUUCGUAUGAGAUUUCUCCUAACGUGCGAGUUGUGUCGCCUACAAAAGUUGUAUCUUUCAAUUCGAAAAACGGUAUCCCAUCUUACAUGUCACCUUUCGAUCCCGUCCGAGCAGAACUGGAACCAGGAAUUACAGUGACGUCCACUUCUGUUGAGAUUGGUCUUCAGGAGUCUGCAGAGAAGAAUACUCACGAUCCGGCUCAGGAGGAAGACGAAGUCAUACUGUUCAACUUGGUCACUGCCCAUGGCAUAGGCGAAAAUUUGGAUGACUCGCUGUGUUUUGAGGAGAUCUCCAUGUAUCUGGAACAGCAGUUCGACAUCGUUCUUGCUGAGGAGACGCGGAUCAGAAGAAAUCCCAGGUUUGAGGAUACGAGAGUUCAUAUUGCUCUUUACUUUAUCGAACCUACGGGCCAUGGCUUGAGAGAAGUUGAUAUAGAACUUAUGAAACGCAUUUCGCGAUACACAAAUGUUUUGCCGAUCAUUUCAAAAGCAGAUGCCUUCACCAAGGAAGAAUUGAACGAGUUUAGGAAGAAUAUCAUGGAUGACAUCCAAAGGUUCCACGUCCCGGUGUACAAAUUUGAGGUUGAUCCCGAAGAGGACGACCUAGAAACUAUAGAGGAAAACCAGGCUUUAGCAAAUCUGCAGCCCUUUGCUGUCGUAUGCUCAGAUGUCAAAAAUGAGAAUGGUUAUUACGUCCGAGAAUAUCCAUGGGGCACCGUUUCGAUCAAUGAUGAACGAGUGUCAGAUUUGCACAUACUGAAGAACGUACUAUUUGGAUCGCAUCUACAAGAAUUCAAGGACACAACUCAGAACUUACUUUACGAGAAUUACCGAGCCGAAAAGUUAUCUUCUGUUUCUGAAGCAGAGUCUAUCGAGAAAGACACCGUCACCAAAAGCAGAGAAUCUAAUGCACCAAGUUUAAGUAAUUUCGCUUCUUUGGUCAAUACCGGACAUUUCAAAUCUUCUCAAUCAUUGGCGCUAUCAUCUGAAUUACCUGCUACUCCAAAGCUGAAAUCGCCCGAUGAUGAUCAAUAUAGUUCACCAAUAAGACAAAUUUCUCAGUCGAUUAAGAAUGAAAAUGAGGAGAUCAUCAGAACGAUAAAGCAAGAGUCUCCCAGGUUGAACGCGGCAGACGCCCCUGAAAGAAGUAAGCUGAGAAAUAUCUCCGAGACUGUACCUUAUGUUUUAAGACAUGAAAGGAUUAUCGCAAGGCAGCAAAAACUGGAAAAGUUGGAGGCCCAGUCAGCUAAGGAGCUUCAGGCUCGUAUUCUAGAGCUCGAGAAGAAAGCUCAUGAUUUGAAACUAAGAGAGAAGCUUUUACGAGAAAGAAAGCACAGUGAAUCCUCAUCGUCGUUGGCAUCCUCACAAGCAACUCCAUAUCCACAAGGGCAACAAAUCAAGAAAGAAGAUACUCAUACAGACUUGGCAUCCGUCGCAUCGAGUCAGAAGUAA
This is a messenger RNA of Torulaspora globosa, 1617 nucleotides long. RefSeq names its product septin SHS1 (gene SHS1). Gene Ontology annotation, biological process: cytoskeleton-dependent cytokinesis; division septum assembly; protein localization to bud neck. Gene Ontology annotation, molecular function: molecular adaptor activity; GTP binding; GTPase activity. The record is from RefSeq and is a predicted model, not a curated record. Lineage: Eukaryota; Fungi; Ascomycota; Saccharomycetes; Saccharomycetales; Saccharomycetaceae. Gene Ontology annotation, cellular component: microtubule cytoskeleton; cell division site; septin ring. The transcript has a single exon. Bases 1 to 1617 code for a protein of 538 amino acids.